ACCGCUUUAAGACUUUUGAAGAAUCAUGUCUGGUCCUACAAAGCGGGGUGGCAAGGCUCGUGCCAAGGUCAAGUCUCGCUCUUCCAGGGCAGGUUUGCAGUUUCCUGUGGGUCGUGUGCACCGGCUUCUCCGCCAAGGGAACUACGCACAACGAAUUGGGGCUGGUGCACCAGUGUAUCUGGCGGCAGUGCUAGAAUACUUGACAGCUGAGGUCCUGGAGCUGGCGGGCAACGCAGCCCGGGACAACAAGAAGACGCGCAUUACUCCUCGCCACCUGCAGCUGGCCAUCCGCAACGACGAGGAGCUCAACAAGUUGCUUGGCCGCGUGACCAUCGCGCAGGGUGGCGUCCUGCCCAACAUCCAGGCCGUGCUGCUGCCCAAGAAGACCGAGAGCCACAAGUCCCAGACCAAGUGACUCCUGCACAAGACAGCAACCAUCAGUUUAAAACAAAAAGGCUCUUUUCAGAGCCACCUUCA
Messenger RNA from Mus musculus (house mouse), 477 nucleotides. It is a transcript of the gene H2ac1, whose product is annotated as H2A clustered histone 1. The record is from RefSeq and is marked reviewed. The coding region runs from base 26 to 415 and encodes 129 amino acids. The transcript has a single exon. Gene Ontology annotation, cellular component: nucleus; chromosome; nucleosome. NCBI's taxonomy places the organism in Eukaryota, Metazoa, Chordata, Mammalia, Rodentia, Muridae. Gene Ontology annotation, molecular function: DNA binding; structural constituent of chromatin; protein heterodimerization activity.